Saccharomyces cerevisiae S288C is the source of this 690-nucleotide messenger RNA. It is a transcript of the gene CSE4, whose product is annotated as centromeric DNA-binding histone H3-like protein CSE4. The coding region runs from base 1 to 690 and encodes 229 amino acids. The record is from RefSeq and is marked reviewed. The transcript has a single exon. NCBI's taxonomy places the organism in Eukaryota, Fungi, Ascomycota, Saccharomycetes, Saccharomycetales, Saccharomycetaceae. Gene Ontology annotation, molecular function: structural constituent of chromatin; protein heterodimerization activity; DNA binding. Gene Ontology annotation, cellular component: chromosome, centromeric region; nucleus; nucleosome.
AUGUCAAGUAAACAACAAUGGGUUAGUUCUGCUAUUCAAAGUGAUUCGAGUGGAAGAUCACUCAGUAACGUCAACAGGCUUGCAGGAGACCAACAAUCUAUUAACGAUCGUGCGUUAUCGUUAUUGCAGAGAACAAGAGCGACAAAGAACCUGUUUCCAAGAAGAGAGGAAAGAAGACGUUAUGAAAGCUCAAAAAGUGACCUAGAUAUCGAAACAGACUACGAAGACCAAGCAGGUAAUCUAGAAAUCGAGACAGAAAAUGAAGAAGAAGCUGAAAUGGAAACUGAAGUACCUGCACCAGUGCGAACUCAUUCAUAUGCCUUAGACAGAUAUGUUAGACAGAAAAGGAGGGAAAAACAAAGAAAGCAGAGCUUAAAGCGCGUCGAAAAGAAAUAUACUCCUAGUGAAUUAGCUCUGUACGAAAUUCGAAAAUACCAACGUUCCACGGAUUUAUUAAUCUCCAAAAUUCCAUUUGCAAGGCUAGUGAAAGAAGUUACAGACGAGUUUACAACUAAAGAUCAGGAUUUACGUUGGCAGUCAAUGGCGAUUAUGGCGUUACAGGAAGCAAGCGAAGCGUAUCUGGUAGGAUUAUUGGAACAUACAAACCUCUUGGCGCUGCAUGCAAAAAGAAUUACUAUAAUGAAGAAAGACAUGCAACUAGCAAGAAGAAUCAGGGGACAGUUUAUUUAG